AUGGAUUUUAGGCAUUUGGAUCCUGGUAGGUGCCAGCUGAAGAGUAGGAGUCAUAAUUUUUAUCCAGCUUUCCAUGUGCUUAGGUUGAACCAUCCCAAUGUAGUAAGAGCCUGUGAAGUUCCUGAGGAGAUGAACUUUCUGGUCAAUGAUGUUCCUCUUCUGGCGAUGGAAUAUUGUUCAGGGGGUGACCUCCGGAAGUUGCUAAACAAACCAGAAAACUGCUGCGGACUUAAGGAAAGUCAAAUACUUUCUCUGCUUAGCGACGUUGGGUCUGGUAUCCAGUAUUUGCAUGAAAACAGAAUUAUACACAGAGAUUUAAAGCCUGAAAAUAUUGUUCUUCAGGAUGAAAAUGGGAAGAUUGUUCACAAAAUAAUAGACCUGGGGUACGCAAAGGAUCUGGAUCAAGGAAGUUUAUGCACUUCAUUUGUUGGAACGCUACAAUAUUUGGCUCCAGAACUCUUUGAGAAUAAAUCCUACUCAGUUACUGUUGACUAUUGGAGCUUUGGAACGAUGGUGUUUGAAUGCAUUGCAGGAUUUAGACCUUUCUUACAUAAUCUACAGCCUUUUGCCUGGCAUGAAAAAAUCAAGAAGAAGGAUCCGAAGCACAUCUUUGCUUCUGAAGAGAUGAAUGGGGAGGUUCGCUUUAGUACCCAUUUGCCACAGCCUCACAGCCUCUGUGGUUUAAUUGUAGAACCGAUGGAAAAUUGGUUGCAACUGAUGCUGAAUUGGGAUCCGCAACAGAGGGGUGGAGGUUUAGAUCCUGAGACCAGUCGUCCAAAGUGUUUCCUAAUAAUGGAUCACAUAUUGAAUUUGAAGAUAGUACACAUCCUAAAUAUGACUUCUGCCAAGAUUGUUUCGUUUCUCUUGCACCCAGAGGAAAGCCUUCAUUCCCUUCAGAUUCGGAUUGAGUUUGAAACUGGAAUAAGUACUGGAAAUCAGGAGCUGCUGUUGGAAACGGGGAUUUGCCUGGACCCUCGGAAACCUGCUUCCCAGUGUGUUAUUGAUGGCGUAAGAGGCUGGGAUAGCUACAUGGUCUAUUUGUUUGAUAAAAGUAAGACUGUCUAUGAUGGACCCUUUGCUUCUCGGAGUCUGUCUGACUGUGUAAAUUACAUUGUUCAGGAUAGUAAAAUCCAACUGCCAAUUCCUCAGCUGCGCAAGGUGUGGGCAGAAGCAGUUCACUACGUGAUUGGGCUAAAAGAAGAUUAUAGCAGACUUUUCCAGGGCCAGAGAGCUGCCAUGCUCAGUCUUCUUCGGUAUAAUGCCAACCUUAUCAAAAUGAAAAACAAUAUGGUGUCAGCAUCUCAGCAGCUGAAAGCAAAGCUGGAAUUCUUUCAUCAAAGCAUUCACCUCGACCUGGAGAGAUACAGUGACCAGAUGGCUUAUGGCAUAUCUUCAGAAAAGAUGCUCAAAGCCUGGAAGGAGAUGCAAGAGAAGGCCUCUCAGUGUGCACAGGCUGAAGAUAUAGGAUAUCUGGAUGAGCAGAUCAUGGCUUUGCACACGGAGAUUGUAGAGCUUCAGAAGAGUCCAUAUGCAAGGCGCCAAGGAGAGGUCAUGGAGAGCUUGGAACAGAGAGCCAUAGACCUGUACAAGCAGUUAAAAACAAGACCUCCAGAUCAUGCCUACAGUGACAGCACGGACAUGGUGAAGAUUAUCGUGCAGACAGUACAGAGCCAAGACCGAGUUCUCAAGGAGCUGUUUGGCCAUCUCAGCAAGCUCUUGGGCUGUAAGCAGAAGAUCAUUGACUUGCUUCCGAAGAUUGAAGUGGCUCUAAAUAACAUCAAGGAAGCUGACAACUCAGUGAUGCAGAUGCAGGGCAAAAGACAAAGGGAGAUAUGGCAUUUAUUGAAAAUUGCUUGUACUCAGAGCUCUUCUCGAUCGCUGGUAAGCUCCAGCCUGGAAGGGACAGCCUCAACUCCAGCAGCCACGUGGCUGCCGCAGAGCUCCUCAGGGAACGUACCUCACCCUCUGUCAUCUAUGGCAACUCCUGAAGAUGGGGAAAAUUUUGUCCAUGUGAUAGAAGAGAAUCUGAAUUACCUUGAACUCUUUAGCAGUAUUUUGCAGGAGGCAAGACAGGAGCAGAACAACAGCAUGAUGAGUUUUGAUUGGAGCUGGCUGAAAUAGCCGAAGGAGCUGAUGUGCUGCUACCUGC
This is a messenger RNA of Charadrius vociferus (killdeer), 2149 nucleotides long. It is a transcript of the gene CHUK, whose product is annotated as conserved helix-loop-helix ubiquitous kinase. Gene Ontology annotation, molecular function: ATP binding; IkappaB kinase activity. The coding region runs from base 1 to 2121 and encodes 706 amino acids. The transcript has 20 exons. Gene Ontology annotation, biological process: peptidyl-serine phosphorylation; positive regulation of transcription by RNA polymerase II; tumor necrosis factor-mediated signaling pathway. NCBI's taxonomy places the organism in Eukaryota, Metazoa, Chordata, Aves, Charadriiformes, Charadriidae. Gene Ontology annotation, cellular component: IkappaB kinase complex; cytoplasm. The record is from RefSeq and is a predicted model, not a curated record.